AAGCGUAGCAUAAAAAAGCAAGGGGAUCACCUCAUUUCCCGUCCAUCCUGAUCCUAUCUCUUUACUUUGCCUAAACUUAAAUUUCCCAAUAUAAUGGAUCCUAAGAUUUUGGCAUGCCUCUUCUUGCUGCAGCUGCUGGUGUUGUUAGGUCCGGCGAGCUCGGACUUGGCCAAGGACAAGGACGAGUGCGCGGACAAGCUGGUCGCCCUUGGGCCGUGCCUGGGCUAUGUUAACGGCGUGGCGAAGGCUCCCACGCAGGACUGUUGUUCGGCGUUGAAGGGAGUGCUUGACAAGGGCAGGAAAUGCCUGUGCUUGUUGGUGAAGGAUAGCAAUGAUCCCAGCCUUGGCUUCAAGAUUAAUGCUACUCUUGCUUUAGGCCUCCCGGAUAGGUGCAGUACACCAGCCAAUAUUUCCGAAUGCCCUGAGCUCUUGAACUUGGCACCCAAUUCACCAGACGCAAAGGUAUUUCAAGACUUCGUCAACAGUGCUAAAGGAAGCAAUACCACUUCUCCAGCAGCUCCAGUUAAAGGCAGCCCCAGCGGUGGAGCAACAAGUGCCAACGUUAAGAGUGAUGGAUGCAAAAGAAAGCGAUUGGUGGAAGUUAAUGUGGCUAUGGGGCUGUUUCUCUAUGUUUUUAUUCUCAUCUUCAAUCUUUAAUUUCAAUAUGAAAUAUAAUGUUUAGUAUAUCUGUAUUUCUUAUAUAUUUUGAACCUUAUUAUUUUCUUUUUCGUGAUGGUUUACCCCCAUAUCGAUAUCAUCUCAGCUGCUUAAUUAUUAUCUCUUUUUUACUA
This is a messenger RNA of Ipomoea triloba (trilobed morning glory), 791 nucleotides long. RefSeq names its product protein YLS3-like. Lineage: Eukaryota; Viridiplantae; Streptophyta; Magnoliopsida; Solanales; Convolvulaceae. Bases 94 to 657 code for a protein of 187 amino acids. Gene Ontology annotation, molecular function: lipid binding. The transcript has 3 exons. The record is from RefSeq and is a predicted model, not a curated record. Gene Ontology annotation, biological process: lipid transport.